Angiostrongylus costaricensis is the source of this 297-nucleotide messenger RNA. NCBI's taxonomy places the organism in Eukaryota, Metazoa, Nematoda, Chromadorea, Rhabditida, Metastrongylidae. The record is from the annotation of a GenBank genome assembly.
AUGACUUCCAGUUUUUUAAAAGUUCUCAUUAAUGCUUCCGGAUUUCAGCAAUUGUUUGCAUCCGGAGUUUCGUUGAUUGCUUUUCUGGUGUGUGGAGGCGUUGAAACUUGGUACGCUACUGGCUUUGACCACAUGUCAUUUUUUAUUAUGGCCAUCGGAAAUGGCGUCGUGUCGGGCUGUGCUGGACUCCCUGGUUGUCAAAUUCAGUUCGUAGUGAAAGGAUGGGCAGUGGCAGCUGUGGGUUUCAGCUCUUUUUUCCGACCAGUAAUGUAUUCACCAUAUGGUGCGCUUCCUUGA